Prorocentrum cordatum is the source of this 354-nucleotide messenger RNA. The record is from the annotation of a GenBank genome assembly. NCBI's taxonomy places the organism in Eukaryota, Dinophyceae, Prorocentrales, Prorocentraceae.
CCUUUGGGGGCUCAAGCCAGCCCGGCGCCAGUGGCCGUCGGAGCCCCCCAUCGGGCCAGAGGCGACCGAGGCAUCAUGAAGAAGAAUUCGGAGAAGGCCCUUCUGGACCGCAUUAAGAACUUUCAGAAGAACGAUAAGGCGAACAAGAAAUGUGCAGACUGCGGCGAGGUUGGCCCCACGUACGUCAACGUCACGCACGGCACUUUCGUAUCCACGACGGCGGCAGGCAUCCUCCGUGAGUUCGGUUUCAAGAUCAAGGGCAUCUCCAUGUCCAAGUGGACCGUCGAGGAGGUGGAGGACUUUCCCCGAUUUAGAGAGAGCUGGCAACCAGAAAGCUGCAGAGCAGUGGCUUGA